Messenger RNA from Capsella rubella, 1024 nucleotides. Its product is annotated as E3 ubiquitin ligase BIG BROTHER-related. Gene Ontology annotation, biological process: negative regulation of organ growth; protein ubiquitination. Gene Ontology annotation, molecular function: ubiquitin-protein transferase activity; ubiquitin conjugating enzyme binding. The record is from RefSeq and is a predicted model, not a curated record. Bases 104 to 919 code for a protein of 271 amino acids. The transcript is spliced from 9 exons. NCBI's taxonomy places the organism in Eukaryota, Viridiplantae, Streptophyta, Magnoliopsida, Brassicales, Brassicaceae.
AAACCAAAUUCAAAUAUCUUUUGUUGAUGAUUAAGAGAGAACACAGAGAUCAAUCAUCGUCGAAAGCAUUACCACCUUUGUUAAGAAACUCGACAAAUCUUCUAUGUCUCGGUUUGUAAACCAGUCGUCUGUCGAUGAAAAUAUUGCAAUAUGUUUACAAUAUGAUUUAUCAGAAGAGACGAUAAGUGAUGAUGUUAUUGAUCGGGUGGUUCAACAACAGUAUCAAAACAAAUUGAUGUGUAACGAUGCAGCUCUUGCUUUGAAGAUUCAACAAGAAGAAGAUUAUACAGAAGCUCGUGUUAUGUCUUGCUUAGAUGAUGAUGAAGGAUUGGCAAGAACUUUGCAAGACUUGGAAGGUAAUCUGCAGAGCUGUCUAAGUGAUGAUGAGAAACUUGCUAGAUAUUUGCAACAAGAAGAUGAAUCGGCAAAUGAUACGGACGUGUGUACCCAUCAAUAUCAACCCAUGCAAGUGAAUCAUUCAUACAUACCUCAACGUGACACUCCCUCGACUAGUACAUCAUUUUCUCAAUAUGAAGAUGGUGCGAACUUCUCGGUGAGUCCUUCUAAUAUCUCCCACAAUGCUCCUGCUAAUGAGGACAUUGAUCCGGCAAAUAUGACCUAUGAGGAAAUAAAUGAAUUAGAAGAAGCUAUUGGAGAAGUCAGUAAAGGAUUGUCGCAAGAGAAGAUCUCCCGGUUGAAGACUCAUAAGUAUGGUACUAAAACCAAAACUAGGUGUUGGCUUAGGAAAAAGAAGUUUGUUGCCGAUGAUUCUCAGUGUUCAAUAUGCCUAGUGGACUAUGAGAACGGAGAUAAGAUUAUGGUAUUGCCAUGUAAUCAUAUCUACCAUAAGGAUUGCAUUUCUCAAUGGCUGAAACAAAACAAGGUAUGCUGCGUUUGCAAAGCCGAGGUUUAUCCAUGAUACUAAUUAAAUUCCGUCGGACCAUAAUGUUUAGCAGUCUAUAAUGUUCGGUUUAGACUUUCUUAAAGUUUGUUUAAACGAAAAUAAGAAUUUCUUAAAGUUAUU